Messenger RNA from Leishmania mexicana MHOM/GT/2001/U1103, 555 nucleotides. RefSeq lists its product as hypothetical. The transcript has a single exon. NCBI's taxonomy places the organism in Eukaryota, Euglenozoa, Kinetoplastea, Trypanosomatida, Trypanosomatidae. The record is from RefSeq and is a predicted model, not a curated record. Bases 1 to 555 code for a protein of 184 amino acids.
AUGCUGCUCACGCGUAUUGUCGUGCUGAUCUUUGCGAUCUUGCUUGUGGCAUGCGGCGUGGGCGCGACGCUGUUCCCGCUUAUGCGCAAGAAGGGGCUCGUGAUUGACAGCCAUUCCUUGGAGAAGAAGGUGUACUUGUGGUACGAAGAGAUCCACUACAGAGACGGGCUGACCGACCACUACUACCGCACAUACCACCGCAACAGCAAGUGCGAUGGGUUCAAGGCCGCUGCGAUGACCGGUGCCGCUCUCCACGUGGCUGCGUGCGGCGUGGGCGGCAUCAUCUGCCUCCUGGCCGCGGCACACAUCUACGCACGCAAGAAGGUCACCAUCUGCUGCUUCAUCAUGAUCCUCAGCUUGGUGACAUUUGCCUGCUUCGCCGUGUCAGUCGCGACCGUGGUCUUCGUCUUCUGCGCGGACACCUGCGUGAACGACGAGGCGACGCGGGUGGUGGCCCUGCGCCACCAGGGCUACACCCUCGUGGAGGGGUUUAUUCUGCUCUGUGUAGCGGCGUUCGGCUUCUUGAUUGCUAUGUUUCUGGAGGUCUGCAGCUAG